UUCUAACUCCCCCAUGGGGCCUCUUUUCACGCUGAUGCGGAAACUCAAUCCAUACACCGAAGCCUCUCACAACAUCCUUGCAAAAUGGACGUCAAGUACAUACAACUUUCCUUGGUGGCGUUAGUAACAUUAUGUCUGAGUUUCUUACUACAAAAGGCAAGUGCUAUUGAAUGCUUCGAGUGCAACUCGCGAGAUCCAGUCUAUGGAGCACGGUGCAAAGAUUCACCGAAAUCCCUGAUGGCUUUGCCACAAUUUUACAAAAACUGCUCACAAGAAAGUGGAAGAUGUAGAAAGAUUCAACAAGAGGUGGACACGGAUGAAAGGAUUAUUCGACAAUGUGCUAUAAAUAAUCAUACCGAACUUGGUUGUUUUGAGAGAGCGGGUACCUACAAAAUCAAAAUGAACUAUUGCGAAUGUGACACUGACGGUUGCAAUUCUGCAUCGUACACCUCCGUUUCCAUAGCAACAGUCAUAUGCUUUGCAACAGGAUUUAUGCUGUUUAUGGUUUUAUAGAUAGAAUUAGUUUUUAACUUUCCUCGGCAUGUGUAGUGUCUUUCUGUCAGAGAGACAGUCUAGGUGUAGUACACGUUAGUUGUCCCUUCUGUACAAAUGAUUUCAAUAUGAGUGUGCUUUUGCAAAUGAACAAGUGCUACUUACAUGUAGUUUUGUGGUGGUAAAUUCACCGACAAUGGAUUGAUAUUGUGUUUUUAUAAUUCGUUUCGUCACUCUACAUUUUUAACACUGUCUUCCACAACUGAGAUUUUUUUUAGCAAAUGUCGAUCUGUAGUUCGAAUAUACGUAUAUAUUGGCAGUCACCAGAAUUUUUUAUCGUUCAGUAUUAUUUGUUUAACACAACAUAAAUGGCCUUUUUAUUCAAUAUCAUUUCUUUAAUACUACAUAAAUUGUCAUUUUAACCACAGGUGUAACGUACUGAUCUUUUAGCAAAACUCUUUUUGUUGACAAAACUCUACUAUCAUCUGUAAUUUUUUUUAUAGAAAGUAGACCUCUAUAUGUCAUAUUUUACGUAAGUACACGUGUUAGCAUGAUAUGUUUUAUCAGAUACAUUUAUAAAUCUCAAAUACACGACAGGCCAUGCAACGGUAGGGAGUCCCCAUCCACCCGUUAUGUCAGUAAACCUGGUUGGUAGAUGCAUAUUAUACAUCUGUCGUGACCAAAAAGAAAUAUGGGUCGUGAUGACCCCAUUUUUGGAAUAACAUUGUGCCCAGGUUGCAUUUUUCAUUUGAUCUUGUUUAUCAGAGCUAGAAUUGUAAAAGCGCCGGAUUGUGGCUUGCCAAUUGUAGGGCGUUUGAUUUGUAAGAUUGGUGUUAAAAGAAUGAUGAAAUUCUGUGUACUUCUUUAUAUAUGACUUGAAAGAAUGUUACUCUUGUCCUAAACUAUUAUUGAUUGGUAUAUAUAAUGGCUUCAUAAAGCAGGUAAUUUUGACUACAUUAAACUUGUGUCAUUUAGUCACAUGUAAAAGUACAUUUCCUGUUUGGUAUUAAGUAAUUUAGUCACUAGUAGUGAUAUCCGGUCUAGUUUAUCAUGUUACCUGGCAGUGUACUUUAUGACUAAUUUCAAAAGAUGCACACACACCCCUUUCCCAGGCAGAAAUCAGCUGGGGGAUUUUGUAGUAAAUUUCAACAUUUUAAUACAAACUUUUGAUAAAAGACUCCAAAUAAAAUUGUCACAAAACA
Molecule: messenger RNA, 1694 nt
Organism: Ostrea edulis (European flat oyster)
Lineage: Eukaryota; Metazoa; Mollusca; Bivalvia; Ostreida; Ostreidae
Exons: 3
Coding region: 85-513 (142 amino acids)
Biological process (GO): positive regulation of voltage-gated potassium channel activity; regulation of synaptic transmission, cholinergic; sleep
Source: RefSeq, a predicted model, not a curated record